Suillus paluster is the source of this 1693-nucleotide messenger RNA. RefSeq lists its product as uncharacterized. The transcript has 3 exons. Lineage: Eukaryota; Fungi; Basidiomycota; Agaricomycetes; Boletales; Suillaceae. The coding region runs from base 341 to 1225 and encodes 294 amino acids. The record is from RefSeq and is a predicted model, not a curated record.
AGGGCGAAUAAUGACCUUGGAGCACUCAUCACCAAGACUUGCCAUCAGAUUUUCAUGUACAAAACCGUGUUACCGACGCGUGAUAUGAACGGAUUAAGCCAAUCGUUGUUCAGUCGCAUUUCCUCCGUUGACAAUUGUGAGUUCGGUGUCGUGAUUUACGUGCUUCGAGAUCGAUUACUUUCCAAUUCUGAAUCUAUAAUCAGAUCGAAGAAUACAUCUCUGGCUGAGCAAGAGCAGUGCAAAAACAAUCCCGCGCACUCAUAAAAGCAGAGCAUCAUGAUAGGCGCCAACCAAUCCUCGCUCACAAUCAUUUUCCGGCUUGUUCUGGGGAGAGCACCAAAUGAGCACUGUUCGCGCAGCAAGUCCUUUAACUAUGAACCCGUCUGCCCCUAGACGUCUUGUGGACAAAUGUACCCCACGGGACAAGUUCGCCCAGACACACGUCCAUCAUCUACAGAGUUCAUUCCUCUCGUGUUCUGAUGAUUCGAAUGUAAACAUCCCCAGCGCGCCUUGGGUCCACACGUAUAACUCACGACAACGUUCGCAGUCUUCCGCAGACACACAAGGCUGGAAGCAUCUGCCAACCCCCAUCCGACCAACCUUCCGCCCGCGCGACUAUGCGCCACCACUCACUGCGGAUGGCGUCUCCUCUGAGACACAGACGAAUUUCAAAGUCCUACAACGUUCCUUGCAUAACCUCGACUUUGAUCCAGCUUGCCUUGAUCGCCUCGAUGAUCAGCUUCUCCUCUCACCUACGGAGUCAUUCGUAGACGUAUGCUACUCUGAAGCUGUUCACGACGACGUUCCUGUGCCUAUUCUCCAGCCUAUUCAACCCCGUAUACGCAAAGGCACGAGACUAUAUGACCGCACAGCUGCCAGCGACGAAGAUCCUUUCCACGAUUGGGAUGAGAACUACUCCGUCAAGUUCAAAAAGGCUCGCAAGAGACCAUUGCCCACACCUCCGCUCCCAGAGCUGCCGGAAGCAUCACUUCCCAGAACGACUCACCAAGCCUCGAUGCUCGCUCUUCUGGAAUCACAUAUUCUAUAUCACAAUCCCAACGAAUCUGUUCACUUCUUCCCAGUGUCUUCCCAACGCUGCAACGGCGGUGAAUCGCGAAAAUCAUCUCUCGAAGCUCCCUCCGUCACAUCCACGGGGUCGAGCGGCAGAUUCAAGCGUAUCUCUGAUGCACUGACCGGCCGUGCUCGGAUAAAACCCAGUCCCUAAAACCUCCAGCUAACUUUAUCGGAUCUAAAGCCACGAGUCGCUUCAGAUUGCACACGAUCAUUCAAAAAAAGCGACGUGCCGUCAGCUAUCUCCAUUCUUUGAUUGUUAUACUUGCGUGCAGCUGGAACUCCACUUUUCGACCCACUCAUUUGUUUCUUUGAUACCCCACUAUCUUGUUGUUCUUUAGGAUUGUAUUUUGGAACUUUUCUAGCAUCUCAUCACAACCGACUGUUCUAAUUUUCCCCACAGUCGGCAGUAUCUUACAACCCUUGGUCUUGGUCAGUCUUGGUCCGUAGAUACGAUGAUCCGUGACGUACGGUUCAGCAUCGAUAACGCCCCGAAUGAAAUAAUGCGCUUACUUGGAACUUGAAUAUGACCGCGAUUCUUGAAGACAUCUUACCUCAUGGGUCGUUUGGUCGGCCAUCCGGUGUUAUGGUGGAAGUUCGACUAUCCGACUUUAAAAUAGAC